AUGAAGACGGUACCAAUUUCACAAGAUGCCGAGCCUGAAAGCAUCUCGGCUUAUGGCCCUGCACGCUCAACCGUAACCACCACCCCUCUCAACGCCGAAGACAUUCGCAAGAUGGAGGCAUACUUCCGAGCCAGCGUGUAUCUCUGUCUAGGGAUGCUUUACCUCCGCGGCAACCCUCUCCUCAAAGAGCCACUGGUGAAAGAAAACCUCAAGGCGCGAUUGCUGGGCCAUUGGGGCUCAGAUUCAGGCCAGGUCUUUACAUGGAUGCAUUUCAAUAGGGUCAUCAAGAAAUACGAUUUGGAUGCCCUCUACGUCUCCGGUCCCGGCCAUGGAGCUCCCGCGGUCCUCUCCCAGGCAUAUCUCGAGGGCACAUAUAGCGAGGUUUACCCAGAUAAGUCGGAGGACGAGGAGGGCAUGCAAAGGUUCUUCAAGCAGUUUUCAUUCCCCGGUGGUAUUGGCAGCCACGCAACUCCAGAGACCCCGGGCAGUAUCCAUGAGGGCGGAGAACUAGGCUACUCCAUCUCCCACGCCUUUGGCAGUGUCUUUGACAAUCCGAACCUGAUCACCUUGACUGUCGUGGGCGAUGGCGAGGCUGAAACGGGCCCUCUUGCUACUAGCUGGCACAGCAACAAAUUCCUUAACCCAAUAACCGAUGGUGCUGUCCUCCCUGUUCUGCAUCUCAACGGAUAUAAAAUCAACAACCCAACUAUUCUUGCGCGUAUCAGCCACAGAGAGCUCGAAGCCCUCUUUUUCGGCUAUGGAUACCAGCCAUACUUUGUCGAGGGCAGCGACAUGAAAACCAUGCACCAAGCAAUGGCAGCCACCGUCGAACACUGCGUUUUAGAGAUCCGAAAAUUCCAGAAGCAAGCUCGCGACUCGAAGAAGGCAUUCCGACCGCGAUGGCCUAUGAUUGUCCUUCGCAGCCCCAAGGGAUGGAGCGCUCCAAGGGAUGUUGACGGCAAGUUUCUCGAGGGUUUCUGGCGUGCCCAUCAAAUCCCAAUUACCGAUGUUGCUUCCAACCCAGAUCAUCUGAAACUAUUGGAAACCUGGAUGCGCAGCUACAAGCCCGAAGAAGUUUUUGACAAGACCGGCAAGCUCAUCCCCGAAUUGAGGGCACUCACGCCAACUGGAAAUGCUCGUAUGAGUGCGAAUCCUGUUGGCAAUGGCGGUCUACUCCGUAAACCCCUCCAUAUGCCAGACUUCCGCGACUACAGUCUUCCUGAUAUUAAAGCCGGUUACUCCUUUUUGGGUAGCAUGGUAAACAUGUCCAAGUUUCUCCGAGAUGUGGUAGCUAAGAACAUGACAAACUUCCGCAUUUUUGGUCCCGACGAGACUGAGUCGAACAAACUUGGCGAGGUCUACAAGGCGGGCAAGAAAGUCUGGCUGGGCGAAUAUUUCGACGAAGAUUCCGACGGCGGAAAUCUAGCAACAGAAGGCCGAGUCAUGGAAAUGCUCAGCGAGCAUACUUGUGAGGGUUGGUUGGAAGGUUACAUUCUCUCAGGCCGUCACGGUCUCCUGAACAGCUACGAGCCAUUCAUCCACGUCAUCGAUUCGAUGGUCAACCAACAUUGCAAGUGGAUCGAGAAGUGUGCAGAAGUCGAAUGGCGUGCGAAGGUCGCAUCACUCAACAUCCUUCUCACGGCUACCGUCUGGCGACAAGAUCACAACGGUUUCACACAUCAAGAUCCUGGAUUCCUUGACGUAGUCGCGAACAAGAGCCCUGAAGUCGUCCGUAUCUACCUCCCACCUGACGGAAACUGCCUUCUCUCAGUAACAGAUCAUUGCCUGCGAAGCGUCAACUAUGUCAACGUCAUCGUCGCAGACAAGCAAGAUCAUCUCCAAUAUCUCAAUAUGGAGGAAGCCAUCGAGCACUGCACCAAGGGCGCCGGAAUCUGGGACUGGGCAAGCAAUGACCAAGGCUGCGAGCCCGACGUCGUAAUGGCAUCCUGUGGUGAUGUUCCUACGCAUGAAGCCCUCGCUGCCACAGCCCUCCUGAGAGAAUUUCUCCCGCAGCUGAAAAUUAGAUUCGUAAACGUCGUUGACCUCUUCAAACUGAUCAACCAUGGGGAUCAUCCACACGGGCUCUCCGACCGGGAAUGGAUAUCCACAUUCACAAACGACAAGCCCAUCAUAUUCAACUUCCACUCCUACCCCUGGCUCAUCCACAGACUCACCUACAAGCGUCCCGGACAAACCAAUCUCCACGUACGUGGAUACAAUGAGAAGGGUAACAUUGACACGCCGCUUGAACUGGCAAUCCGCAACAAGACAGAUCGAUAUAGUCUCGCUAUCGACGCUAUUGAUCGUAUCCCCAGCCUGCAUAACACCGCGAGUGCGGCGAGGGAGCGGUUGCUCAAUUUACAGAUCAAGGCCAAGACGCAAGCAUUUGACAAUGGGAUUGAUCCAGACUAUAUUACGAUGUGGAGAUGGCCAUAUGAUAGGGUUAAGCCUGAUGGCCAGUAA
Messenger RNA from Venustampulla echinocandica, 2463 nucleotides. RefSeq names its product Phosphoketolase. The transcript has a single exon. Lineage: Eukaryota; Fungi; Ascomycota; Leotiomycetes; Helotiales; Pleuroascaceae. Gene Ontology annotation, biological process: carbohydrate metabolic process. Gene Ontology annotation, molecular function: aldehyde-lyase activity. The coding region runs from base 1 to 2463 and encodes 820 amino acids. The record is from RefSeq and is a predicted model, not a curated record.